Molecule: messenger RNA, 1177 nt
Organism: Gossypium raimondii (Peruvian cotton)
Lineage: Eukaryota; Viridiplantae; Streptophyta; Magnoliopsida; Malvales; Malvaceae
Product: SAGA-associated factor 29 homolog A
Exons: 9
Coding region: 240-1046 (268 amino acids)
Cellular component (GO): SAGA complex
Source: RefSeq, a predicted model, not a curated record
AAAUUUUAAUUAUAUAUUUCAAUAUUAAAACAAUUUUUAAAAGGUUCCCCAAACUUUAUUUAUUUAUUUUUAAUUUUUUUAUAAUAGUAUUAAUUUUUAUUUGAAAAUAAUAAAAAAAAAGUAAAAAACUUUUGAUCAAACUAACGAUUGAAUGAAGUGAAAAAAAAAAUCUAGCUGGAAAAUAAUCUGGUAAAAACAAACAUUGUAUCUCCGACGACGGAGAUAAGAAACGUUAAACGAUGUCGUCGCCGGACAUUGCUUCAAUCAUGGACAACUCAAGGGAACUCGAUCGAUUAAGGAAAGAUCAAGAAGAGGUGCUUGUUGAAAUCAAUAAGCUUCAUAAAAAGCUUCAAGCCACUCCUGAGGUAGUUGAGAAACCCGGUGAUUCUUCAUUGUCAAGGCUAAAAAGUUUGUAUAUUCAAGCUAAAGAUCUUUCAGAGCGAGAAGUAGUGAUUUCCAAUUCCUUAGUAAGUAAACUUGACACUUUCCUGCCAUCCGGAGCACCAGGACAACAGCGAAGAAAAAUGGAUGGUAGUGACCAGAAAAGGAGAAGAAUGAAAUCUGAUUCAGAUAUCUCUCGCCUUUCUCCUUCUAUGCGGAGUCAUAUUGAGGCUUGUCUUAGUCUCAAAGACGAACAGGUAGCUGCGAGAGUCACCUCAGAUGCCGAGAAGGAUGAGUGGUUUGUCGUAAAAGUGAUCAAUUUUGAUGAGAAAACAAAAGAAUUCGAAGUACUUGAUGAGGAACCAGGUGAUGAUGAAGAGGGCGGUGUCCAAAAGAAAUACAAGCUGCCUGCAUCUUGCAUCAUACCAUUCCCGAAACGACAUGAUCCUUCUGGUACUCAAGAAUUCCCUGCAGGGAGAAAUGUUUUGGCUGUUUAUCCGGGAACAACUGCACUCUAUAAAGCAACUGUCAUUAGUACACCUCGAAAGAGGAAAUCUGAUGAGUAUCUAUUGGAAUUCGAUGACGAUGAAGAAGACGGAGCUUUGCCGCAAAGGACGGUACCGUUUCACAAGGUGGUUCCAUUGCCAGAUGGGCAUAGGCAAUGAGAUUUGUGUAUAAAAAUGUGUAUAUUAAAUUAGAAUUUGGCGUUUAAAACAUGUGAAUCUGAACCCUGAUUAUCAUGUAUUGGCUUAGCAAUGAAAGAUUGACAAUCUGAUAUCUAUUUUUGUUACUUAAA